AUGCCCCGGUCGGGCCAGGCUCUUGGGGCUCUUCGGGGCUCUUGGGGCGCAUGGCGAGUGUGCAGGCCUGGCUGUUGCUCGACGGCGCCUUGUGUUAGCUUCUUCACCGCGUCUGUUGGCCUCUUGCGUUUCCUGCAGGGCUUGACCGCUUCGGCUUCCUCACCUGUCCUGGGGGCCCAGCCGGGCGGCCCCUGGGUCAAUCGCAAGUUCGACUCGCUGCAUGCCGUGGGCAAGCAUGUGGUCAUGCCGCCAAUGAAUGAGGCAGCCGCAGUGGCAUGGAAGGCACGCAGAAAGGCAACCCUGCAAGGGCAGCUGGGGACCGGAAACAGCAUCAGCUCUGUGGUCCAGUAUCCUGUAUCCACACGUGAUCCGGACAACAUGUGUUCCAACUACAAAAGACAUCUGAGUGCAGAGGAUCGGCGGAUUCUUCGAGUGCGUGUGAAGCAUCACAUGCGAGGGAAGCCGUCUUGGCCCAAUAGUGUCUACGAGGCAGAGAAAGUCUUGCUUCAGACCUUCGCCAAAUCUCCAGAGCUCUGCACAGCCUUCUACCUGAACAAUGACUUCUGCGAAAAGCUCCUGAAUCAAGCUGCGGCUGCCUUCGAGUAUGGAGUGUACAGGGAUGCACCUGCACAUACCCAAUUGAGGAUGAACAACCCGCACUGGGAGGAGUCGGUCCAGAAUCGCGUGGCAACCGCUGCUGCGGAGGCACCGCAUGCCUUCGUGCACUUUUUUGCACUUCGUUGGGGUAAAUCUGACUUGUAUGAUGGCUUUAUAGGGUCUUCAUCUUAG
This is a messenger RNA of Symbiodinium natans, 789 nucleotides long. Lineage: Eukaryota; Dinophyceae; Suessiales; Symbiodiniaceae. The record is from the annotation of a GenBank genome assembly.